AUGGAGAGCAUCGACAAGAACUGUGCAGCACUGUUGUGCAGCAAGCGUUAUGUAAUUCAUGUGCUGCACUUUGAGGGCAACCAACUAAGGGCCAUGCGAAAGCUUCUCCAUGCCAUCGCUGUCGAGUCCAUAAAAUUUGAGCGCCUGGAUGACUCAUCCGUUUCUGGAUUUGAGAGGACGCCCUCCACGUGGUCCAAGCUUUAUGAGGAGGGCGUAAAGAAUAUGACAGAAAUGCCAGUGGGUUUCGUAGAGGAAAACCUGCGAGGCAUGCCAACCCGCGCCUACGGCUGGCCUGGCGCCAUCAUCCUGGACAUUGACAACGAUGGCGACUUGGACAUCUUUGUGCCGUCUGGACCAGGGCAGCAGCACAGCCUGUUCUUGAACCGGCUCAUCGAGGAUGGGGAGUUGAGCUUCUCGACUUCCUGCCGGGGGGGGGCUUGCGCUGGAAGGUGGGGUUUGGGGUUCGCCAACAUGGAUGGCAAUGGGGUGUGCGCUGGGGACAUCGACAAUGAUGGUGACCAGGACAUCGUCAUCCUCAACUUCGGCGCCCCCUGGCAGCUGCUGCGCAAUGACGGCCGCCAGUUCACAGAAAUCACCAUAACCCAGGAAAACGUCACCAGUGGGGCGGCCCCUUCAUCUUGCACCUUUGGGGAUGUGGACGGGGAUGGUCUUGUGGACCUGUUCAUCACCGCGGUGCCGGACUUCCCCAAUUUGUCCAAGGCGCUCACAACCUCCACGUCGGAAUUCAACAAACGCAGCAAGCUGUUCAUGAACAAGGGCCCUGACGCGGACGAGCACUUCGCGGACGAAACGGAGACCCGCGGCUUCGGCGGCAUUGACCCCAACAUCACCUGGUCGGCGGCGUUCGUCGACUUCGACUUCGACGGCGACGUCGACCUGUUCCUCUUCGACAACGGCGGCCUUUCCAGCCCGGAGCUGGGGGAGCGUGGCUUCGUCCACGUCUGGAUCAACGACGGCAAGGGCCAGUUCGAGAUCGUACACCCCGACCAGACGAACCUCAACGCGGGGAGCAACAGGGGCCACGCCUUCGGCGACUUCAACUGCGACGGGCACCUGGACUUCUUCUCCACGCGGCAGGGCUCCUUCGAGGGCGUCAUCUUUGACCUGCUCCGGGCCGGCGUUUUUGGUCGCCCACCCCUGAAGGGCGGCGUGGCCACGGUGGCCAGGAACGCGACCGCCUUGUGGUUCUUUGGGGAAGGUGACGGCAAGUUCCGGGAGGUGCCCGCUCCCGAGGACCCCGACGGGAACAUCCUCUACUUGCCGAUGGGAUGGGGCAUCGCAGGAUUCGACAUGGAAAACGACGGCGACCAGGACCUUGUGUUCGCCGGCGGCGCAGUCUCGUUCCCUGUUCAGCUGGGCGGCGCUGGGGCUGUGCUGGAGAACGUGGACUGCAGCGGGACUUUCAGACGAUCAGAGGCGCUGCCGGAAGGUGCCUACAGCAGCGUCAUGACCAGCGGGCUGUCUGCCGGCGACUUGAACAAUGACGGAUUCAUGGACUUCGUGGUGGUCGCAGAUACCUCCGUUCCUGAAAACGCGGACGGCACUUCCCCCUUGAUGUCCUUUAGCUCAUUCCUAAAUGACACCAACGUUGAGGAACUGUCCAAGAGCCCUUUCUUCGAGGACGCCAAAGCCUAUCCCACGUUUUACAACCUUGAAACUGUGGAGGUGGAGUGGAGUGGCGCGGUGGACGCUGAGGGGGACCCAAUACCAAACGGCGGCGGGCGGGUGUUCAUUGAAGUGAAUGACGCGGACUCGAGCAACAAUUGGGUCAAGGUCAAGCCGCGAGGCUCUGUUGGGGAUUUGGAGGACGGCCGGGUGAACAGGGACGGCACGGGGGCGAUGCUUUUCUUCACUCCGGAGGGCGGCAACACAGUGAUGGUGCCCCACGCGACGGGCCACAUCCACGGGGCGCACGAUAAGGCCCACAUCUUCGGCCUCGGUGAAGCCACUGAAGGCCAGCUCACGGUGCUGUGGCCGGGCAACGUGUACAACACGCUGAAGGUGGUUGCGAACGAGGUGGUCGUGCUGGCGGAGAUUCCUUGCGACUGCAGAACCGCAGAGGAAGGCGACGGCGACUACGAGACCUGCCUGCUGACCGGCGUGGACAAUUUGAAGCGCCGCGGCGUCAUCGAUGACGUCAUGCGCGAGCGCAUGUUCGAUUCCAUGAUCGAGGGAUGCCCAUGA
This is a messenger RNA of Ostreobium quekettii, 2205 nucleotides long. Lineage: Eukaryota; Viridiplantae; Chlorophyta; Ulvophyceae; Bryopsidales; Ostreobiaceae. The record is from the annotation of a GenBank genome assembly.